AUGGUUCGACCGAUCAACGAAUUCAUGCCGAACACGAUUGAUCCGAUGAAUCCCGUCAAACCGACUCGCCACGACGAGGCGCUCACGUGCGGCGCCAAGGUGAAACGUUGGUGCAAGAAGUAUCUUUUCGAAGGACAACAUUUGGACGAUGAGCUAGCCGACAAGAUGGCCAAUUUGCCGGCGAAUCCGACAAUCGGCGAGCUGCUCCUCAUCAAGCAUCGCAAGUUCGUCGCAAUGCUGAUUCCGUUCGGAUUGAUCUGGCUUGUCUGGUGGUCGGCGGCGAUUCGCCACAACUUCUUCCAAUACUAUGCCGAUUACUGGCACAUGCCCGUCACAAUGGUUUUGGGCUCGUUCGUCGGCGGCAUGACGUCGGAAGGAUCAGGCGCCGUUGCGUUUCCCGUCAUGACGUUGGCACUUCACAUUGCGCCCGAAAUCGCAAGAGACUUCUCGCUCAUGAUCCAAUCCAUCGGAAUGACGUCGGCGCUCGUCUGUGUGCUCUUCAUGAAGGUGAAGUUCGAGCAUCGAGCGGUCGCCAUCGGCGCACUCGGCGCCGUGCCGGGCUUCAUCAUCGGCGUCCACUAUAUCGAUCCCAUGUUCACGGGACCACAAAAGAAAAUGCUGUUCGUCUCGAUUUGGACGGCGUUCGCGUUCGCGUUGGGAAUCCUCAACGCGCAAAAGAAGCGUUCGACGUUCGCCGAGAUUCCCGAGUUCUGCGUGUGGAAGGCGUUCGUCCUACUCGUCACCGGCGUCAUCGGCGGCGUCUUCGACGCGUUCGCCGGCUCCGGCAUCGACAUUUGCAUCUUCUCGAUCGUCACAUUAUUAUUCCGUGUCACCGAAAAGACGGCAACGCCGACAACCGUCGUCCUCAAAGGAAUCAUCGCGGUAUUCGGCUUCUACUAUCGCGCUGUGAUGAUGGGCGACAUUGACGCGACGGCGUGGCGCUACUUCCAGACGUCGGUGCCGGUGUCGGCCGCCGCCGGACCGAUCGGCUCAUUCGUCGGCUCCCAUUUGCAUCGCCAACUCAUCGCCGGCUUCGUGUACGUCCUCGAGCUCAUCGCGCUCGUCGGCUUUUUGUUCACGCGUCCCGCGUGGACGCUCAUCGUCUUCGGCGGCGUCAUCAUUCUCGGCGGCUUCGUGUUCUUCUCGAUCGUCUCGAAACUCGGCGCCGUCCUCAUGGAAAAUAUCGAGCGGCGGCACGCGAAAGAUUGUGUCAUUAAUGGGAACAUUUAA
Caenorhabditis bovis is the source of this 1230-nucleotide messenger RNA. The record is from the annotation of a GenBank genome assembly. Lineage: Eukaryota; Metazoa; Nematoda; Chromadorea; Rhabditida; Rhabditidae.